ACAAACAAAUGUCAAUUUGACUUCACCAAAUGGUUGGUUCCGUCCGCCCCCAUUAACCAAAUCGCCACCUCCUCCUCUGGUUAAAGAAAGCUAUGAAACUCUGAUACUAAACUCUCACUAGCUUCUCUCUUUCUCUCUCUCUCUCUCUCUCAUCUUAGGGUUAAGGGAAGAGGAAGAGGAUGGGGACAUCUCGGCGUCAGCUGAAGGCCAUGCUUCGGAAGAACUGGCUUCUGAAGAUUCGUCACCCUUUUGUUACUUGUUGCGAGAUUUUACUUCCUACUCUAGUUAUGCUGAUGCUGAUAGGUGUGAGAACGAGAGUUGAUACGCAAAUUCACCCGGCACAACCGUACAUUCGGAAAGGGAUGUUUGUGGAAGUGGGUAAAUCUGAUGUUUCUCCUAGUUUCCAACAGAUUCUCGAAUUAUUGUUGGCUAAGGGUGAAUAUCUGGCAUUUUCACCGGAUACAGAGGAGACCAGGAUGAUGCUUGAUAUAAUAUCUCUAAGAUUUCCUCUUUUGAAGGUGGUUGCAAAAGUUUACAAAGAUGAGCCAGAGCUGGAAGAUUACAUACGUUCAGAUAUUUAUGGUGCUUGCAGUCUGUUAAAGAAUUGUUCUACUCCCAAAAUCAAAGGAGCGAUAGUAUUUCACGAACAAGGUCCUCAGCUAUUUGACUAUAGCAUACGUCUAAACCACUCAUGGGCCUUUUCAGGAUUUCCCGAUGUGAAAACCAUCAUGGACGUAAAUGGGCCUUAUCUCAAUGACUUGGAAUUGGGUGUUACUAGUGUACCAACUCUACAGUAUGGCUUCAGUGGGUUUCUGACUCUGCAACAGUUGGUGGAUUCUUUCAUAAUUUUUGCCAGCCAGCAAAAUCUGACUGACCUGGCUGAGAAAGAAAAUGAAUUACCUCCAUUCCAUUCAUUUGAAAAUUCCUCUACUGCCAACCUUCCGUGGAUGCAUUUCAGUCCUUCAAACAUAAGGAUUGCACCAUUUCCUACUCGCGAAUACACUGAUGAUGAGUUCCAGUCUAUCAUCAAGACAGUCAUGGGAGUACUGUAUCUGCUGGGUUUUCUCUACCCUAUUUCUCGUCUGAUCAGCUAUUCCGUGUUUGAGAAGGAGCAAAAAAUUAAGGAAGGCCUUUACAUGAUGGGUUUGAAAGAUGAAAUAUUCUACCUUUCUUGGUUCAUUACAUACUCCAUACAGUUUGCAGUAUCUUCUGGAAUCAUCACAGCCUGCACGAUGGGGAGUCUUUUCAUGUACAGCGAUAAAUCCUUGGUGUUCGUGUAUUUCUUUUUGUUUGGAAUCAGCGCAAUCACGCUUUCCUUUUUGAUAUCUACAUUCUUUUCACGAGCAAAAACAGCAGUUGCGGUUGGGACUCUUUCUUUCCUUGGAGCCUUCUUUCCUUAUUACACAGUCAAUGACUCAGAUGUUCCUAUGAUAAUAAAGGUCGCAGCUUCUUUCCUUUCACCAACGGCUUUUGCUCUUGGGACAGUUAAUUUUGCUGAUUAUGAGCGUGCUCAUGUUGGAGUUCGUUGGAGCAACAUGUGGCGGGCAUCAUCUGGAGUGAACUUUUUGGUCUGUCUCCUCAUGAUGUUGCUUGACUCGGUGGUGUACUGUGCAAUUGGUCUGUACUUGGACAAGGUCCUUCCUAGGGAAAAUGGAGUACAUUAUCCAUGGAACUUUUUAUUUAAGAAGUACUUCUGGCAAAAGAAAAGUGGCGUUCAAGAUCAUGUUAUGGAUCAUAGAGUUAAAACUAAUGACAAGCCAUGGAAAAAUGGGGUGAUUUUUGCGUCUAAUGGUGUUUCUGAACCUGUGGUUGAAACUGUAAGCUUGGAUAUGAAGCAACAGGAGCUUGAUGGGAGGUGUAUCCAGAUCAGGAAUCUGCAUAAGGUGUAUGCUACUAAAAAGGGAAAAUGUUGUGCUGUAAACUCACUACAGCUUACCCUAUAUGAAAAUCAGAUUCUGGCUCUUCUAGGGCACAAUGGAGCUGGUAAAAGCACCACAAUAUCUAUGCUUGUUGGCCUUCUUCAACCUACUUCUGGGGAUGCUCUGGUGUUUGGGGAAAAUAUUUUAACUAAUAUGGAUGAGAUUCGGAAGGGAUUGGGUGUAUGCCCACAAAAUGAUAUUCUCCUUCCUGAACUAACAGUUAAGGAGCAUUUGGAAAUUUUUGCAAUUUUGAAGGGUGUAAAGGAAGAGAUGUUGGAGAGCAUUGUGACUGAGAUGGUUGACGAAGUGGGUUUGGCAGAUAAAGUUAACACUGUUGUUAGUGCACUUUCUGGUGGAAUGAAGAGGAAAUUGUCUCUUGGAAUCGCGCUUGUAGGAAAUAGUAAGGUUAUCAUCCUUGAUGAACCUACAAGUGGAAUGGAUCCAUAUUCCAUGCGAUCAACGUGGCAAUUAAUCAAAAAGAUCAAGAAGGGUAGGAUAAUAUUAUUGACAACGCACUCGAUGGAUGAAGCUGACAUCUUAGGAGAUCGAAUAGCCAUUAUGGCCAAUGGUUCUUUGAGAUGCUGUGGAAGUUCUCUUUUCUUGAAGCACCUGUAUGGUGUUGGCUAUACUCUUACUUUGGUGAAGAGUGCACCUAGUGCUUCAGUAGCUGCUGACAUUAUUCAUCGGCAUGUUCCUUCUGCAACGCGAUUGAGUGAUGUUGGUACAGAGAUUUCAUUCAGACUUCCUCUAGCAUCCUCAUCCUCCUUUGAGAGUAUGUUCCGGGAAAUUGAAAGUUGCAUGGGAAGAUCAGUCAAACUUUCUGGAACAAGGUCUAGUGAAGAGUGUCUAGGGAUUGAGAGUUAUGGUAUCUCUGUUACAACGCUGGAGGAAGUUUUCUUGAGAGUUGCGGGAGACAAAACUGAGCAUAUUGAACCACCAAACAAAGCUUCUAUUUUUUCUGAGUCUGUUGAUGCUGAAGCUUCUCUUCCCUGUUCUCCAACUAAAUUGUCAAAUUCCAAGAAACUAUGUGGAAAUUUUAAGAAGGUUCCUGGGGUGAUAUGCACUGCAUUUGUGAGAGCUGCUUGUUUGAUUCUUGCUAUGGUCUGUAGUUUCAUAAGGUUCUUAAGUAUUCGCUGCUUUGGCUCUUGUUUCAUCGUGAGGUCUACAUUUCUGAGACAUUGUAAAGCUCUUCUUGUGAAGAGGGCUAUAUCAGCUGGGAGGGAUCGUAGAACAGUUGCUUUUCAGCUUGUAAUUCCUGCCGUUUUCUUGCUCUUUGGUCUCCUUUUCCUCAGGCUAAAGUCACAUCCUGAUCAGCAGUCUGUGACUCUGACUACUUCGAACUUCAAUCCCUUAUUACGAGGCGGGGGUGGUGGUGGUCCAAUUCCUUUUGAUCUAUUCUGGCCUAUCUCGAAAGAGGUUGCACCAUAUAUAAAAGGGGGCUGGAUUCAAAGGUUUGAACUCAGUUCAUAUAGAUUCCCCGAUGCAGAGAGUGUACUAGCUGAUGCUAUUGAAGCAGCAGGGCCAAGAUUGGGCCCAGUUCUUAUUUCCAUGAGUGAAUUUCUAAUGAGCAGUUUGAAUGAAUCAUACCAGUCAAGGUAUGGAGCAAUUGUAAUGGAUGACCAGAAUGAUGAUGGGAGCUUAGGAUACACUGUACUUCAUAACAGUUCAUGUCAGCAUGCCGGUCCAACUUAUAUCAAUGUAAUGAAUGCUGCAAUUCUAAGGCUUGCAACACAUAAUGAAAGAAUGAUGAUUCAGACGCGUAACCACCCACUGCCAAUGACUAAGAGUCAACAUUCACAGCAUCAUGAUCUGGAUGCUUUCUCUGCCGCAAUUAUUGUCUGCAUUGCUUUCUCCUUCAUCCCUGCUUCAUUUGCAGUUUCGAUUGUAAAGGAACGCGAGGUAAAAGCGAAACACCAGCAGCUGAUUAGUGGGGUGUCUAUAUUGUCAUAUUGGAUUUCCACAUACAUAUGGGACUUUAUCAGCUUCUUGGUACCUUCAGCUUUUGCAAUAAUUCUUUUUUACUUAUUUGGUCUGGAUCAAUUUAUAGGAGGUGGUUGUUUCUUGCCAACAAUAACCAUAUUUUUGGAGUAUGGCUUAGCAGUUGCAGCAUCAACAUAUUGCCUCACUUUUUUCUUUUCUGACCACUCUAUGGCCCAGAAUGUGGUUCUCUUGCUACACUUAUUCACCGGCCUCAUACUCAUGGUUAUUUCAUUCAUUAUGGGGCUUAUACAAGCAACUAAAAAUGCGAAUUUGUUUCUCAAGAACUUCUUCAGAUUAUCACCAGGAUUCUGCUUUGCGGAUGGUCUUGCUUCGCUGGCUCUUCGACGACAAGGGAUGAAACUUGAAUCCAGUGAUAGAAUCCUUGACUGGAACAUUACUGGUGCUUCAAUCUGCUAUCUUGGUCUUGAGGUACUGUUCUUAUCUAAUUCAGCAUGCAUCAAUGCUCAAGGAUAUACUGUAAUUAUUUAUCUAAAAGAAAAAUGAUGAAAGAUAGCAAUG
Messenger RNA from Macadamia integrifolia, 4418 nucleotides. RefSeq names its product ABC transporter A family member 1. Gene Ontology annotation, biological process: lipid transport; transmembrane transport. Bases 180 to 4403 code for a protein of 1407 amino acids. The record is from RefSeq and is a predicted model, not a curated record. Gene Ontology annotation, cellular component: intracellular membrane-bounded organelle; membrane. NCBI's taxonomy places the organism in Eukaryota, Viridiplantae, Streptophyta, Magnoliopsida, Proteales, Proteaceae. Gene Ontology annotation, molecular function: ABC-type transporter activity; ATP binding; ATP hydrolysis activity. The transcript is spliced from 29 exons.